Phaeoacremonium minimum UCRPA7 is the source of this 945-nucleotide messenger RNA. RefSeq names its product putative oxidoreductase - protein. Lineage: Eukaryota; Fungi; Ascomycota; Sordariomycetes; Togniniales; Togniniaceae. The transcript is spliced from 2 exons. The record is from RefSeq and is a predicted model, not a curated record. Bases 1 to 945 code for a protein of 314 amino acids.
AUGUCUCAACCUCUGAAGAAGAUUGCAAUUGUUGGUGCUUCUGGGCGUAUAGGAGGCUAUAUCGCCAAAGCACUUGUCAAAAAUGGCAAGCAGACCGUUACUGCUCUCACUCGGGCUGAAAGCAAAGGUACACUACCUGAGGGCAUUGUGCCUGUCAAGGUCGACUUCUCAGAUGGUGCAUCGCUGGAGUCUGCUUUGAAGGGACAACAGGUUCUUAUUAUCACGCUGGGAGUCACUGCGCCGCCUGAUCUGCACGAUCGCAUCGUUGCAGCCGCAGCAACGGCUGGAGUUCCAUACAUCAUGCCCAACAACUGGGGAUUUGAUGUGACAUCUCCUUCCUACCAAACAGAUAUGUUUGGAAAGCAGGCGUGGCAAAACAUGCAAAGUAUCACUGCGACAGGUGUCUCCGCAGCAAUUGCACUAGUCUGUGGACGAUGGUACGAGUGGAGUCUUGCUAUCGGCGAACACGCCUUUGGUUUCGAUAUCAAGAAUAAGAAGGUGACAUUCUAUGACGACGGAAAAUAUAAAAUCAACUCCAGUACUUGGGACUUGUGCGGAGAAGCUGUGGCUGCGUUGUUUUCCCAGCCCGAAAGCAUAGUUGCCGAAUUCAAGAACAAUGUUCUGCGCAUCUCCAGCUUCACGGUUUCACAGCGCGACAUCCUUGACAGUUUGCACAGAGUCAUGGGCACAACAGAUGCCGAUUGGAGUAUCUCAUUCCAGUCGAGCCAAGAACGUUUCCAAGAGGGACUUGCAGAGUUGCAGAAGGGCAAUCAAGUCGGCUUCGUCAAGGCCAUGUAUGCGAAGGGAUUCUUCCCUGGUGGUGAUGGUAACUUCAGCGACAAAGGCCUGCAAAAUGAACGGUUCCACCUGCCAGCCGAAGACCUUGACACAUCGACAAAGCGCGCAGUCGACAUGGUUCAAAGCGGCUGGAACCCAUGGGCUUGA